AUGGUCGUCUUUAUUGACUUGGACGCCGACACCGUCGAGCGGGAUUUUCCGGGCCAUUCGCACUUCUACGAUUUGACAAUGCGCCGUCCCGAAGCCCCCCACCACAACUACAACAACGUCAGCCACCACCACCUCAACACAUCGCCACCGCUGGUUGCGUCCGCCCGGUCAAAACGCCGCUCUGCUUCCACUCGUCGCAGUGGGGCAUCGAAUGAUUCGGAGCGCCUCAACAAGCUUUUUCGGGUCAUUGGGAUUUAUCCAUGUAUCCGUUCGAUCGCCCAGCAUCUAGACCGUACCGACUUGUACAACCUCUCUUCAACAUGUCGGGAUAUGCACCAGUGCGUUCUCGAGAAUCGAAAGCAUUUACUGCCAUUCACGCUUCGUUGUCAAUAUACGACUACUAGUCAGAGGUCUAAACGCAUUUCGUCCAUCCGAAGUCCCAUUAUUCGCACACAGUGUGCCACUGAUUUGGUUAAUAUAUGCGACCGCUGCCGCCGACCUUCUUGCCGAAACUGCAAAACACGGAAUGCAAAACCCACCCACCAAUCCUCAAAACGUGCAACCUGCACCGCCUGUUCUUCUAUCUCUCUUCCAUCCCUGAUUGUUGACCCGACUGUAAAACCUUGCGACUGUAACUCAAAGGGCGAACCAUGGGUCUGCACUUCUUGCGCCUCUAUCGGCAUGGAAAACUACCUUCUCAAGACUAACAAGAACGGACGAGGAACCGAAACUACAACAGUAGAAUUGGAGUGCGGAAGAGGUACGAACUGUGUAGGCAAGGGAUGGUACACUUGUGAGAACUUUUAUAAGUAUUUGGAUAGCUUGGGGAAGGAAGAGACGUUUACUAAGAGAACCGCCAAAGUCCGCUACGCAUGCCACUCCUGCAAGCAAUACAUGUUCUCCAAAGAAGAAGAACGGGAGUUCCUUGCCCUCCGAGCUUGA
Molecule: messenger RNA, 942 nt
Organism: Orbilia oligospora ATCC 24927
Lineage: Eukaryota; Fungi; Ascomycota; Orbiliomycetes; Orbiliales; Orbiliaceae
Exons: 5
Coding region: 1-942 (313 amino acids)
Molecular function (GO): protein binding
Source: RefSeq, a predicted model, not a curated record